Molecule: messenger RNA, 1012 nt
Organism: Seminavis robusta
Lineage: Eukaryota; Bacillariophyta; Bacillariophyceae; Naviculales; Naviculaceae
Source: the annotation of a GenBank genome assembly
UUAGCCUGCAUCAGUGAUAAAGGCAAUCGAGAAGGCCACUUGCAACGAGUUGCAGAUUCGAUUGUUCUCUGUAACUCGCAUUCUUUCUCGUUUGUUUGACAAUCACUCAACCUUUCUUCCCAAGCUUAUCGAGAUGAAGUUUGUUGCUGCUACUUCGGCUCUUCUGCUGGUUUCCGGUGUCGUGGGCUUUGCUCCCAUGCCAACCGUCCGGCACAGCACUCAACUCGCAAGCUGGAAUCAAGGCGAAGGUGGCAUGGACAUGUCUGGAAACGCAUGGAAGCCAGACUCUGAAAAGAUGGGGUCCACUGACACUGGAGAUUACUUCCCAGAAGGGUACGAAUCCGAUGUGAGCUACCAAGACGGUAUGAUGGGCUCUCAGGCAGGUGGGGGAGGGGGCCGUGAUGGUCCUGCCCUUCCCGGAAUGGAAAACCUUGGAGAAGAUGCCGUCAUGAUGGGUGGGAUUGAACAAGCUUCCGACAUUCCUGCCGGCAUGGAAUUCGUCCCAUCAUCGGUUCCAGACGGAGAAUACACAAUGCAAGUCGCAGGAAGCUCUUCCGGUGGCUCUUUGGAUAUUGAGGUGAAACCAGUUUGCAUGACAUUUGAAGACUUUUUCGCUGCCUUCUCGGCGGAUUCUCAUCCAUCGCUAUCGGUGUCACCUUCCACUGGCCGCAUGGACCGACGAGGAGGAGAAACAUCCCCAUUGACAAUCACCUGCGACCCCAAGGGUCAAGCUGGAACCUUUACCGGAGACUUGGUCAUCAAUCUGCCAGAAGAUAAUUCCAAGAUUUGCUACAAGGUGACAGCCAAUGUGUUCUAAAUGAGUUCAAUUCGAUUCGUUCGAUGUUGCCGAAGCAGUAUAUAUACCGCCGCACAGGAUGUUACAGAUAGGAUUGUGAAAACCACAAAACGUGACCAUUUGGCGGCAUGUUCACACGGUGGCUACCUUAGGAAGAUCCAAUACAAUUAACUGAUAAAUGAUUCCAUUUGAGCAAGUGAGUUUUAAUAGAGGCCA